This is a messenger RNA of Acanthocheilonema viteae, 753 nucleotides long. Lineage: Eukaryota; Metazoa; Nematoda; Chromadorea; Rhabditida; Onchocercidae. The record is from the annotation of a GenBank genome assembly.
AUGAUUAUGAGAGCAACAGAAGAUGUAAAUUAUUCAGCGCAUACAUCUCGAUCAUCUUAUCGCUCCGAAUCGAUUACUUCAAGAAGCAGUGAUCGUGGUCGAAGUUCAUCAUCCGAAAUUGUCUCUGCUACGGAAACUCGAUCAUUACCAGUGUAUAUAGCAACACAGGAUUAUAACCCAGAACCUGAUGAUAUCGAAUCAAUAUCGUUGGAACAAGGACAAAUUGUUGAAGUGUUAGACAAAAAGAAUGCUGCUUCUUGGCUUAUCAGAACAAAGGCACGUCCACCAAAAUCAGGUUGGGUACCAGGAUCAUAUUUCGAAUCACCAACAGAAUACUAUAAACAACGAAAAAAGACGCGAGAAUUAGUGAACAGAGAUUUAAAUUUGACGGAUGAACAGGAAGCAAUUAUGAAAAGAGAUCAAGUUUACCAUGAUUUGCUACGUUCCGAGGAAGAAUUUGUUAAUGAGCUACGAACAGUUGUUGAUACGUAUGUAAAAGCAUUGGAUGAUGCAAAUAUUCCGGAAGAAGUGAAAGCGAAAAAGGAUGAAUUGAUAAUGAAUUUGAAGCAAUUACAUAAUUUUCAUGCCAAUAUAAUGCUAAAAGGCCUGCAGUACUAUUCGGAUGAUCCAAAUAAAGUGGGCCAAACAUUUACACGAUUAUCACGAGAUUUCGAUUUACACAUUCAAUUUCAUCACAAUUUACCGCAUGUACAAAAAUUACUGGAACAAAAGACAAUUAGCGACUUUCUCGAG